AUGAAGGAACCGUGUUUCCGUUGUAAGCGUCCCACUUAUUUCAACGACAAGAUUGGUCCUCUAAAAGAUGGGGUUCUCUUCCACAAGGCAAGAUUUGGUUGUUUCAAAUGCUGGAUCUGUGGGACAAGAUUAUCACUGAAAACCUAUCAUAACAAUCGGAAUGAUACUCAGGAUCUCGAGGUGUACUGUGCAGGUCAUGUGCCAACACCAGGUCCACAUGACCCUAUUCCACAUCGUUCGAAUCUUUUAUGGAGUCCCAAAACGAAAGGCGAAUAUCCACAUAACCUGAUGAGACCCACAGCACCGUGA
Molecule: messenger RNA, 309 nt
Organism: Anisakis simplex (herring worm)
Lineage: Eukaryota; Metazoa; Nematoda; Chromadorea; Rhabditida; Anisakidae
Source: the annotation of a GenBank genome assembly